AUGAGCAAACGGUUGAAAUACUCAGCUGAUAUAGCUACAUGCAGAUGGCAUUCCACCCAGCAGCGCUUUGUUGACAAUCUUCACCUGAAAUCGCCCCCGAUGGACGCCUAUGAGACUGACCGGGAUACGUGGGACGAAGUAGCUCUGAAAAAUUUCCUACCAGCCGACGAGAUAAAUCUAUUUCAUUCAUGGAAAGCUUGCCUUCAAAAUAAUGCUAAUUUCUCAGAUGUUCUCAGUCAAAUUCCUUCGCCCAGCUACCCAAGUUGUCUCCCUGCGCUAUGUUUCUGCGCUGCCCUAAGAAGUUGUGAUGAAGCUUGGCCAAAAAUUGAGGUUCUCAGUGCAUAUACGAAGCUAUGGCAGACUUUGCCAGAAGCAGUGAAGUCAUCUUCAGACACCAUCGCGGCUAGUUUCGUGAGUAGACUCCAGGAGGUUUUUUUUGGAUAUAUCAAGAGUCCAUUGCUACUGUUCAAAGCUUCCGAUUCUCCAGCCCUCAUCAAUCCCACAACGGAGCAAAGCAUUUCUCACAAGGAGUUGUCGACUUUCGUUCGCGCUUUCAGGAUUCCAUAUCGCUCGAGCAAGCUAUCUCCCAGUAAGCUUAGGGUAGCUUUGGCACUCCCGAAUGGAUUUCUUCUUGGAUUAGCCUGUCUUGCCGUAUCUUCUUAUCACACUGCAGCGCCAAUCAACAUCACAGGAGGCAUGCGACAAUUUCGAAGUGACUUAGAGUUAAUUCAACCAGAAGUAGUCUUAGUUCUUGAACAUGAUAUUCAAAAGCUUGGUCUAGACCAAGAUUGGGUACUGAAGACUGGUUUAGUAGUUCUUACUGUGGAAACCAAUACUUUAAUGACAUUCACUAUUCCGCCGCCUUCAGAUAUAACUCAUAGACCUGUUGAUGAAUGCUGUCCAAACAAAUCGACCGAUACCGCGUUUCUACUUUUAACUAGCGGAACUAGUGGGACUAAAAAACUAGUACCUGUAUCAACUUUGUCCCUAUUAAUCGGAGUUUCAUGCGUCAUUCGGUCUUGGGGUCUAUCACCAGACGAUAGCUGUAUCAAUAUGAUGCCUCUCAAUCAUGUGGGUGGAAUCGUCAGAAACCUGUUCGCUCCGAUUUUCUCUGGAGGCUCAACAAUUCUCUGUCCUUCGUUUGACCCAAAUCUUUUCUGGGAUCUAGUACAGAGCAACCAAGGAACAUGGUACUAUGCAUCACCGUCAAUGCACACCAGUAUACUAGCUGAAGAGGAGUUCAGAGAUUAUGUUCAUUCCAAUUCUAAAAUAAGGCUCGUAUGUAAUGCGGCCGGGGCUCUUCUCCCGGCUCUAGCCCUAAAGCUCCAGAAAACUUUUGGUUGCACUAUACUGCCUAGCUAUGGGAUGACAGAAUGUAUGCCGAUUUCAACACCACCAUUAGAUUACGUUUUGGGACGACCAGGGACUUCAGGUAUAUCCUGUGGGCCUGAAAUUGCAAUUAUGGACGAUGAAAAUAAAGCACUAUCAUCUGGUGAGAUUGGCCGCAUCUGUGUCCGGGGAGGAGGAACCUUUGCAGGCUACCUAGAAGCAGGCCAGAUAUCUCAAAAUACACUUACUCGAAAUGGAUGGUUUGACACUGGUGAUCUCGGAUAUCUCGAUGGUGAUAGUUACUUGUAUCUGACCGGCCGGGGAAAAGAGGUUAUUAAUCGUGGAGGAGAGAUUAUUUCACCUUUCGAAGUUGAGGAGGCCAUUAUAACUGCAUCUCAGUCAACCAGCUCAGCCAUAUAUAAUCGCGUGAAGGAAGUACUGGCAUUCUCUGCACCACACGAAGUACUUCAGGAGGUAGUUGGAGUCGUUAUUGUCCCUGACUCUAGGAGACCUCGACCAGAUAUUCGGAUGCUUCACUCUGCAUUGAAUGAUGUAAUACAUGCUUCUAAGAUACCUUUUGUAAUAGUUUAUAUGGAAGCCCUCCCCAUGUAUAACAACAAAGUAAUUCGCAUUAGGCUUGGAGAACGGAUGAACUUGGAAUCACUCAGAGACAACUCCAAAUUGCCACAAAGGCAUUUUUCCGCCAUCUGCCCUCCAGCUAAUAGCUCCUUAGAAUCACGCAUAGUAACCAUCCCAUGCAAAAUCGAUGCUCAGCUCAUAAAAGAGUCAAUUAAUCAAAUUUUCAGCUCAGAAUUUGACUUACAUGUCGGAAUACAACCAGAAAGUGGCCUGUCUGAGGUCAUUAUUGCACCCAAAGAUGACCAAAAGCUAUCUUCCGAUUUGAAAAUGACGGUUAAUGAGCAGCUUUAUUUGAAUGUCGAUGGCUACCAGAUUCCUGCGGACAUUUUGAUUAUUGAUUUUCCAAUUCCUUGGAUAAAUUCAACUACUGUCGAUGAAGUUGAGCUUAGCGGCAUAAUCAAUCGAUGCAAAACCAAGACAGCAAAUACCAACGGAGCUUCUGCUACACAAGUGAAAAUUAUUGCCGCGAUGGCCGAAGUACUCGGCAUACCCAAUCAUGUUAUAGGUCCUGGUUCGGAUUUUUUUCAAAUUGGUGGUGAUAGCUUGAGUGCAGGGCGAUUAUUAUCCACUUUGCGUCGUGACUUUAACAUUCGGAUUCCGAUUCAUCAACUCUUUGUGAUGAGCACUGUCCAGGAUUUAAGUACCUUAGCUAAUGAGAUCGUUUUGACAUCAGCUACUAAGUCAGACGAAAUCCCGACCUCAGAAGUCGAUCAUGAGCCGAUCAAAAUGUGUAGCUCUACAAAUCCCAUGGUGCUUAUAAUUCAGCUUCUACCCAUUAUUUUUUUCUAUCCAAUUAAGAUGGCAUUCUGGUUUACUAUGUUCAUUUACUCUUUAAGCAUCAUCUCGGAUUAUUGGCGAGAAUCAAACUUAUUAGCUCAACUUUUGACUCUGCUCGUCGCUUUAAGUCUUUCGCGCCUCUCGACUCAAAUAGCUUCACCGGUGUUUGGAAUUAUACUGAAAUGGGUUAUCAUUGGACGUUACAAGGCUGGAAGCUAUCCUAUGUGGGGUACAUAUCACACAAGAUGGUGGAUUGUUGAUAAAAUCUUGAUGAUUUAUGGGAAGGGUGUAUUCCGGUACUCUCAUGUGUCUCGGCUGUUUUAUUAUCGAGCACUUGGAGCUCGUAUAGGACAAGGUGUUACUAUUGAGAGAGGAACUAAUAUUGGAGAGUAUGAUCUAUUAGAUAUAGAUGAUGACGUUUACUUGGACCGCUGUACAUGCAGGCCCUUUGCCUGCGAGAAAAAUACAACAAUGUUUCUCGGUAAAAUCAAACUAGGUAGAAAUAGCAGCGUUGGAUUGAAAUCAUACGUUGCUGCUGGCUCAACUUUGCCAGCUGAUACUUUCAUAGGACCUAACUCAUCUUCGUACGAAAUAAACGAUGCUGAAGAUGACAAUCGUGGCGACACCAACGGCAAGGUACCGGAGCCCCAUAUACUAUUAAAAAUUCUUGCCAUAUACCCUGUACAGAUAAUGGUACUUUCUAUCUCUGCCAUUCCUUGGAUUAUGGCUAUAAUUGGGAUGGUUGAUAGCAAGCCUUCGGGUAAUUCACACAAUGGCGUUUUAACUAUAAUCAAGUGGCUUGCUUCCCCGCGACGAAUUGCCUUCCACUAUUUAGCGGUUCUUUUUCACCAAAUUUUGAAUCCAAUAGUCCGCUUUUUGAGUGUUGUCUGCGUCAAACUUAUACUCGACAAAAUUUGCGGAAAAACGACUGAUAGUAAGAUCAGUAAUCUUUCAAGCUUGCAGAUCUUUCGAAUAGGAAUGUUGGAUGCAUUAAAUCCUAGUCAGGCUUUGCAAAGUGUUGUCAAGCUAUUUGGGAACCAUUACGAAUUGACAUCUGUAUCAGCUCGCGCGCUUGGUGCAAAAGUUGGGAAACGAGUUUACUGGCCCGGAAGAGGACCUUCAGUUCAAGACUAUGAUUUACUAGAGAUUGGAGACGAUGUAGUUUUCGGGUCUCGAUCCUAUCUUUUAACUCGUGAUGGAAUCAGUUUAGCUUCUGUUAAAAUUGGUGCGGGCUCUAUGAUAGCAGAUCGAGUCGUGAUCAAUCCCGGUACCGUAAUAGGAUACCGGGCGGUCUUGGGGAGUGGAACAACGACACGACGGAGACAAUUUUGUGCACCAGAGACGGUCUGGAUAGGAAAAAAAAACGGAAAUGCUAUUUGCCUUUCUCAAGAAAAGAUAGCCGGGACAACCCAAAGUCUUGAGUUCAAAGAAGCUUUUGUAUUCCCAGACGAAGAGGAUCAGCCUUACAGAAAAGAAACGAAUACGAGCGAUAUGGUGGGGAGCGAAACGACAGAGCAGCCUCACGAGGAAAUAAGUUCAAACGAGACUAGAAAAAAAGGAUUGCACGCUGAAUCGUACGACCCGAGUCUAGGGUACGAGUACCCGAAAGAACUUGACGGAAAAACAAUCUCUCCGUUCGGCCGCGCGUUUUAUGCACAUCAAGCCCCCUAUCACGUCUUAACCCUCCCUACUAUUUUCUUAUACUCGUCACUGAGCAUAUUUUUAACGAGAGCUCUCUGGAAUAUAAGCACUACUGUGAAUCUGGUUCUCUAUUUUCUAGCGAAAAGCACUGGCCUUCUAUGGCGACGUCCGUCACGAUCCUUGAUAAUUUAUGGCCUUAACGUUUGUCUUAUGUCAACCUUUAUGGUAUUCGUCACCAUAUCAGCUAUAGUAAUUGUAGUUGCUGCUAAAUGGAUAGUGAUUGGUCGUCGUCAGCCUGGCAACUACGAUUGGGAUAAGAGUAGCUACUGCCAACGCUGGCAAUUAUUCCUUACCAUUGAAGGUUUUCGUUCACGUUGCCUUGGCGGCAACGGCGUGCUGAAUCUAUUCACUGGAACCUAUUAUAUUGUUCUGUAUUACCGAUUACUUGGUGCUCGUAUAGGCAACAAUACGGCCCUCUUCGCUGGAGGCUGUCCCUCGGCCUUCAUUACAGAGCCGGAUCUCCUCGUAAUUGGUAACCGUGUAGCUAUCGAUGACGCUAGUUUGGUUGCUCAUAUUAACUCGCGCGGUACAUUCGACCUGCGUACCCUAGAGAUUGCCGAUGGCGCGGUGCUGCGCAGCGGAAGUCGCCUACUCAGCGGGGCGAGUAUGGGACGCAAUAGCCGGCUACUAGAGCACACCUUAAUUAUGGCGGGCGACCGGGCGGAUGAAGGCCUUACCUAUCAGGGUUGGCCUGCCGAGGUCUAUACCAACAACGGUGUUGCUUGA
This is a messenger RNA of Blumeria graminis f. sp. triticale, 5172 nucleotides long. Lineage: Eukaryota; Fungi; Ascomycota; Leotiomycetes; Helotiales; Erysiphaceae. The record is from the annotation of a GenBank genome assembly.